Xiphophorus couchianus (Monterrey platyfish) is the source of this 1758-nucleotide messenger RNA. It is a transcript of the gene cenatac, whose product is annotated as centrosomal AT-AC splicing factor. Lineage: Eukaryota; Metazoa; Chordata; Actinopteri; Cyprinodontiformes; Poeciliidae. Bases 135 to 1211 code for a protein of 358 amino acids. The transcript has 11 exons. The record is from RefSeq and is a predicted model, not a curated record.
GCCAACCGUCAACAACGAACGAAGAAGAAGUCAACCGCCGGAUAUUCCGAGGAUCAAUAUGAAAUAAAUAAUACAUUUAGGAGGUUUUUGACUUUAACUUUCAAUAAUUGCUGGGAUUAUUACACAGGGACUAAAUGGGUGCAUAUUAUUGCGCCAUAUGUAAUCAGACAACAUUCUGCGGGAAGAAGAAACACAUCUUUGGAAAAAAUCACCAAAGCAGACUCAGAGUCGUUCUACUUAAAUUUACUGAAAAGGUCAAAGAAGCUCGACGAACCCUUAAAAGACCCCAAGUGGAAAAGUUUGAUUGCACUCAGCACAAGCAGAAGUUCUGGUGCUACUGCUGUGGUCUUGAAGUUGAACGGGACGUCACAGAUGACAACAUGACAGUGAUGUAUGGAGGCUUAUUGGAGCACAUGGCCACACGAGAACACAGAAACAGUACUUAUAAGUUUUGGUGGGACAACAAGGCUGACCCCAAGCUUAGAGAUAGAGUCUUAAUCGCAGAGGAAGAAACUGAAAGGUUUAAGGCUGAAGUGGCAAAAGUUUUGGAGUCCUUUGUGGAAAAGGAAGACGAGUAUAUUAAGCAGCAAGCUGAUGUUAUCCGGGCCCAGGAAAAGCACCGCCAGGAGGUCUUCCAGUGUCUUUUAGAGCCCAAUGAAGAGCGGGAGUUAUCCAAUGGACCCAGCAGCACCGAUCCAUUGGUGGAGGUUUCUGUCAGUUCUCAGUUUCAGUCUCAAGUGUCGGAGCAGCAGGUUGGGAGCAGGUUUGACCCGAUUAUUGAGGCGCCCUGGACACUUGCAGGACGAAACCUGACUUUUAUUGGUUAUCAGGAUUCAUCAAGCAGUGGAAAUGUGCAUACGGGAGCCGUUCCACCUUGGCUCCAAGAAGAUCCACUAGAGGGGCCGUCCGGAGCAGCGGCACAGGCUGAGAUCGGCCCGUCACUCCAGGAGUUCCUCAAGCAAAAGGAGCAAGAAAAACUAAGGAAACUUCCUCCGAAUAGAGUGGGAGCCAACUUUGAUCACAGCUCUCAUACAGACGCCAACUGGCUUCCCUCUUUUGGUAGAGUGUGGAACAGUGGCCGGCGCUGGCAGUCCAGACACCAAUUCAGACAAGAGGAGGGGCAGAAGAAUAAACAGAAGAGGAAGCGGGAACAUGCCACCAGCGGAUCAAAAACAAAACCAGCCAAACAGCCGCCCAGUUCUGAUAUUUAAAACUUGAUUCCAUGCAUUAGUACUAAGGUUUGGAAUUAUGUUUUUAUGUGUUAAAUUGGUUUUUAUGCAGAAUUUUUGUGAAGCUUUCUUGCAGUGUAGAAACCAAUAAAACACUCCACCAUUAAUGAGGACAUGUGCCCUCUUGUGCUGUAUAGUUACAAUUUACAUAAUGAAAAGCCUGAGGAAGGUUAAUUUUGUUAGUAUUGAAAUUGCAUUUGAAAAUUCAUUUUAUGUUAACAGAAGUUGUGCCUCAUGCUUUGCCCUACAGUUGACAGAAAACAUUGUUUUAAGGUAUUUUUAUUCCAGUGAACAGCAGGGGGCAUGAACAAUCCAAAUGAGACUGCAUGUUAAAAAGUUAACAAGAUAUCAGUCCUGUUUUUAUUAUGAAUGGAGCUUUACCUUUUUUAGCAUAUGUUUUCUAUUUGGCCAGGCUGUAACCCUAUAAAUGAUGAGCUUUCACCCCCGUUUUCAGAUCAUGUUAUGGAAAGAAUUACGAGAAAAGUGGAGCAAAGGCAAAUGGGUCACUUGUAGAUGAAUGACUGCUUUU